GCACUCUCAGCUUGCUCUCGCUUGGUUACUGCUGAUGCACGCCUGGUUGAAGGGAGAGGAAAGUAGACAGCUUGAUCCAGCCUGUGUGUGGGAUGCACCCGCGGAGGCAGAAGAGGAGAUUCUGUGCAGCAGAGAGAGAGAGAGAGAGAGAGAGAGAGAGCAAAAAGGAGAGGGUCUGGCCUCGAAACAGACCCGUCAUUGCUGGGUUUGGCCAUAGCAGAAAAAAGGCGUCCACCAGUGAGAGGAAAAAAGAGCAGCCCACUGGUAACACAGUCAAAGACGCAGUGAGCUGCAUUAGUGUUAUUGAGUGGGAAAGGCGAAGUGUGAACUGACCAUUUGGAGCUCAGUGCCAAAUUGUGGAAGAGGAGAGGAAGAAGAGGAGGAAGUAGGUGGAGGACAACGAGGGGAGUUGUGGGCCUGGGGCCCAAACACAAACAGGAUGACAGAGAACAAAAUAAGUCUCCCUGCUAAGCUGAUUAAUGGGGGCGUGGCAGGCCUUGUUGGUGUGACAUGUGUAUUUCCAAUCGAUCUGGCCAAAACCCGCCUACAGAACCAGCAGGGAGCCCAGGUCUACAAAGGAAUGUGGGACUGUCUGGCUAAGACAAUACGCUCAGAUGGCUAUUUUGGAUGCUACAGAGGUGCAGCAGUCAACCUCACUCUUGUCACACCGGAAAAAGCAAUCAAACUGGCAGCUAAUGAUGCCUUCAGACAAAAGCUCUCCAGAAACGGCCACUUGCCCAUAUGGGGGGAAGUUCUGGCAGGUUGUGGAGCUGGGACAUGUCAGGUGGUGGUCACCACUCCUAUGGAAAUGCUCAAAAUACAACUACAAGAUGCAGGGAGGCUGGCUGCGCAGAGAAAAGUCUCGACACCAGCUCAGGCUGCUGCUUCGGGUCCUGCUCCAUCAUUAGUGGCACCACAGCUGCCCCGGCCUAAUCCUGCCCUACGGACAUCUGCUACUAGCAUCACAGUGGAGCUACUGAGGACCCGAGGCCUUGCUGGUUUAUACAAGGGAGCAGGAGCCACCUUAAUGAGGGAUGUCCCUUUCUCAAUGAUUUACUUCCCCUUGUUUGCCAACUUGAACGCAUUGGGGAGGGAAAAACAUGGAAGUCCAGGUGAUGUCCAGGCAAAAGCUCCUUUCUGGCAGUCCUUUGUGGCAGGGUGCGCUGCAGGCUCAGUGGCAGCUGUGGCUGUCACACCGCUGGAUGUGGUAAAAACUCGACUUCAAACACUCCAAAAAGGUGAAGGGGAGGAUACCUACCGAGGAAUUAUUGACUGCACACGGCGCAUAAUGAGGCGAGAGGGACCAUCAGCAUUCCUGAAGGGUGCAGCGUGCCGUGCGCUGGUCAUUGCCCCCCUUUUCGGGAUCGCGCAAGGUGUCUACUUUCUUGGUGUUGGGGAGGCAGUGCUAGCAUUGAUGGAAUAAAAUCAAUCGGCAGGGAUCGUGUUGUAUCUGCGCAUUUCAUUUCAUUUUGAGUCAAACUGUGUGUGGACCCAGCAGCUCACGCUCACACCCAUGUUAUCUGAGAUUGUAACAUGCAAGCUUUGGGGUUUAUUUGGUCAAGGAGGGUCCGGUGUACUGUGUCCCAAGGUGUUUUGAGUUUAAAUUUCCUUAACCCGAAAGAGAUAAUCUUGUUUGGUUACCAAGAAAAAAAUGCUGUAUAUUGUUCAGGCUGCAAGCCAUAUGUUUGGCUGCAAAUCAUCUAAAAUGAUUUCAUUGCAUAAUCAUACAGGUUAAAAAAAUCAAAUGUUCUUUACCUGCCCUGUUAUGCAUUCUUUGCACUCUAUCCAUGAGGUCCGAGUUGUAAUCUCGGAUUCACUACCUGGAUUGGGAAGCGCUGCCUGUCAGUAGGUCGUUUGUUAAUCUGAUGGUGAUGAUUUAAUUCCUGUAUUAGCGUAAAAUAUAUGCACACAGCUCACUUGCGGCCUAAAAGCUACACCCGCCCGCCGCUGUACUUUGUAUUUAAAUCUUCUUCACAGCUUCAGAAAGUUUAAAAUAAAUCCAGAAUAAUGGGACCAAAAGCUACUUCUGCCUAACAAAUCAUAAAAGUGUAUGGAAAACUAAAUAAAAGCCUUAUCGUUGUUAGUUAAAAAACACACACACAAAAUGUCUUGGAUUUUCUGCGAUUUGUGCUGUUGAGGAUUUUGGUCCUAUUUCUUAAAAAAACAAAUACACACUAAAAUAUACAUAUUUUUUGAAACAUGCAUUUUAAAUGCAAUGCUGUAAUUUGUAUAACAAGGCAAUAGUUUUCACAAAGUAGGUUAAACAGCCCGUGAAAGCAGUUUGUUUACGACUGGUGAAUGAAGAUGCACAGCAACUACUUUGUUGUACUCAUUUAUUACUUUGGCUCUUGAAUGUUAAGCGCUCCCUCAUAAUUAUACACAUGUUCUUUGUUUGAUUGUAUAUAAAUAGUAACACUGUUAAUUUCUCUUGGAAAAAACAACACAUUUGGCAUGUAUGGCUGAAAACAGUCCAUGGUGUACAUCAGUUAAAAGUAAGGCACUUGAGUGGGUAUACUUGUCAUCAAUAGUAUUAUGCAACAUAGCAUAGAUGAAACCUAUUCCACCUUUGUACAUGCUGCACCCUUCAAAUCCACUGUUAAUCUGUGAAUUUGCGGUUGGGGUUAGCGCCAAAUAAGGACACUCGGAUUUCAGGCAUCAUCUGUUUGGAGGAAAACCAGCAAACAAGAAACACAUCACCAAGAUGUCCAAGAUGCAUUUGAAGAAUUAUAUACAGUAUAGAGCAACAUACGCUAAUCAAAUGAUCUCAUCCUAAAACCAUCAAGUUUUUUUUUUUUACACCAUUGUCAAAAGCACAACGCAGUGUUUUCUAGUUUAUAUUGGUUCAUGUAUUCUACACUACCUUGCAGUAUUUUAUUCCUUCAUUUUGUAUUGAUUUUUUUUCUUUUGACCAUUUUUCAAACCCUGACCUUGACAGACAGGAAAAAUCCGCCAAAUCGAAUGUAUUUUUAUUCUUGAAAACAUUGACUGGUAUAUUUUACUAUGCCCACACAUCAAAUUAAUUUAUACUGAUAACCAAUGUGUAUUCUUCAUUAAGUGUUUGUGCAGGAUUUGCACUCAAGUGAAGUAUAAUCAUGGAUUAAAUUUGAAACAUACAAACCAAGUACUAUGUAGACUUUUGUGUCUAUGCAAUUGACAACUGCGAGCCUUGUACUGACAGAUUUCGAUCAGACUUUUAGCAGUCAUAUCAAAUAAAUCAGUAAAACAG
Molecule: messenger RNA, 3226 nt
Organism: Hippocampus zosterae (dwarf seahorse)
Lineage: Eukaryota; Metazoa; Chordata; Actinopteri; Syngnathiformes; Syngnathidae
Gene: slc25a18
Product: solute carrier family 25 member 18
Exons: 11
Coding region: 440-1423 (327 amino acids)
Biological process (GO): L-glutamate transmembrane transport; malate-aspartate shuttle; aspartate transmembrane transport
Molecular function (GO): L-glutamate transmembrane transporter activity; L-aspartate transmembrane transporter activity
Source: RefSeq, a predicted model, not a curated record